Messenger RNA from Cylicostephanus goldi, 225 nucleotides. Lineage: Eukaryota; Metazoa; Nematoda; Chromadorea; Rhabditida; Strongylidae. The record is from the annotation of a GenBank genome assembly.
AUGAUAGGAGGAAAAUCAUGGGUGCUUGUUGAAUAUGUGUUCGAAGAUUAUCCGGCCGGUAUGAGAAUGAUAGGUGUCCUUAGCCGCGGCAAAGACCGCCGCUGGUGGGGUGGCCACUUCGGUUCGAAAUUCGGAGCUACAGAAGUUUUCAUAAAUCUACCUGAUUAUCCGAGAUUGCUGGCUCUUGAUGAAUCAAUAGAAGCUUGGAGCACUCUUGAAGACUGA